Molecule: messenger RNA, 759 nt
Organism: Metschnikowia bicuspidata var. bicuspidata NRRL YB-4993
Lineage: Eukaryota; Fungi; Ascomycota; Pichiomycetes; Serinales; Metschnikowiaceae
Gene: PUP2
Product: proteasome core particle subunit alpha 5
Exons: 1
Coding region: 1-759 (252 amino acids)
Biological process (GO): proteasome-mediated ubiquitin-dependent protein catabolic process
Cellular component (GO): proteasome core complex, alpha-subunit complex; proteasome core complex; nucleus
Source: RefSeq, a predicted model, not a curated record
AUGUUCUUGACAAGAUCCGAAUACGACAGAGGCGUGUCGACGUUCUCGCCCGAGGGCCGUCUUUUCCAGGUUGAGUACUCGCUCGAGGCCAUCAAAUUGGGCAGCACGGCCAUAGGCAUUCUGACCUCCGAGGGCGUCAUUUUGGGCGUCGAAAAGCGGGUCACGUCUCCGCUCUUGGAGUCUUCCUCCAUCGAGAAAAUCGUUGAGGUUGACAAGCACAUUGGCUGCGCCAUGUCUGGCUUAACCGCGGAUGCCAGGUCCAUGAUUGACCAUGCCAGAGUCUCGUCUUUGACCCACAACUUAUACUACGACGAGGACAUGCAAGUCGAAAGUUUAACACAGUCUGUGUGUGACUUGGCGUUGCGGUUUGGCGAGGGUGCGCUGGGCGAAAAGAGGUUGAUGUCGCGGCCGUUUGGCGUGGCCUUGUUGAUUGCCGGGGUGGACGAAAAGGGACCCCAAUUGUACCAUGCCGAGCCCUCGGGCACUUUCUAUCGGUACGACGCGAAGGCCAUUGGCUCGGGCUCCGAGGGCGCGCAGACCGAGUUGCAAAACGAAUAUCACAAGUCCUUGACGUUGAAGGAGGCUGAGCUCUUGGUUUUGAAGGUGUUGAAACAGGUCAUGGAGGAGAAGUUGGACUGCAAAAACGCGCAGUUGGCGUCGGUCACACAAGACGGCGGCUUCCAGGUGUACGCGGACGACAAGACGGACGCGCUCAUAAAGGAGUUGAACGAGACCACGGCCGAGGAGGCCCAGCUUUAG